AAAUAGAGCUAAAUGGAUGACGUGUAUGUAUGGGUCCUUCGGACUUCCGGGUGUGUAUAAACAGAUUGCAGACGGAGUCGCCUCGCCCAAAAGAUGUCUAAAGUAACGUUUAAAAUCACCCUGACGUCGGACCCCCGGCUGCCAUACAAAGUACUAAGUGUACCAGACAGCACGCCGUUCACAGCAGUGUUGAAGUUCGCAGCUGAGGAGUUCAAAGUACCUUCAGCAACCAGUGCAAUAAUAACAAAUGAUGGAAUAGGAAUCAACCCUGCCCAGACAGCAGGAAACGUGUUUCUCAAACACGGCUCGGAGCUUCGCAUCAUUCCCAGAGACAGAGUGGGAGGACAAGGAGACUGAUGCUGCUUUUCCUCAUUGACAGCAUAAUGACUCACCCGGCAGAAUCAUAUAACACUUGAGACCCAGGAAACACCUCAGCGUGUGUCAUAUUUAUUUUUUUUCUGGCCCACAACUGACAGUGACUCACACGAGAAUAUAUAUAUAUAUAUAUUUAAACUUGAUGAUGACAUGCACACACACUUGCAUGCCCCCCCUGCGUCUUCAUUCUCAGUUAAGUUUUUUCUGUAAGUGUAAUUGCAUCAAAAGAUUGGAGUGACAUCAAGAGUUUCCAGAGGUACUGAGUAAUUAAUGUACACAAACACAGCAGCGGCAUCAUGGGAAACAUUUUGGCAAAGAUUAACAAACAAGUGAUUCAGCAGUUCUAGCUUUUGUAUCUUUGUAAAUGACAAUAAAUCAGUACGACUAACAACAACACACGCCUAUGUUGCAAUGUUUACCUUUAUCUGUAUUAGCAUUGUGAACGUCAGAGGUCGUGAAGUAUAUGUAGAACAUUUUUAAGGACCACUGUCACAACACAUGAUAAAUAAAGUUGCAUCAUGGAUCUGUAUUGAA
Molecule: messenger RNA, 909 nt
Organism: Epinephelus moara (kelp grouper)
Lineage: Eukaryota; Metazoa; Chordata; Actinopteri; Perciformes; Serranidae
Gene: ufm1
Product: ubiquitin-fold modifier 1
Exons: 6
Coding region: 94-357 (87 amino acids)
Biological process (GO): protein K69-linked ufmylation
Cellular component (GO): nucleus; cytoplasm
Source: RefSeq, a predicted model, not a curated record